UCUAUGUUGGGGAGUUUGUACCUUGAGUAUAAUCUAUUGAGUGGGCCAUUCCCAAAAAACAUUGGAAAACUUCCAAGUCUUGUUUUUCUUUCUUUGUCCAGGAAUCAAAUUACAGGGUCAUUCUCCGAUUUUUCAGUGUUUCCAUCGUUGGAAAGCUUAUUUGUUGAAAACAAUCAGUUGAAUGGGACUAUAGACAGAAGUAUUGGACAGCUUCACAUGCUUAAGUCUUUCAGCUGCGCUUUCAACUCAUUAAAAGGCAUAAUCUCUGAAGCCCACUUCUCUAACCUCUCCAGUUUGCGGCAUUUGGACUUCUCUUAUAAUGCUCUAACUUUUAACUUCAGUUCUGAUUGGGUUCCUCCUUUUCAACUUGAUGUUAUAAAGUUUUCAUCUUGCAAGUUGGGUCCGCAUUUCCCAAAGUGGCUUCGAACUCAAAAUAAUUUUUUGGUGCUUGAUAUCUCUAGUAAUGGAAUUGCAGGUAAUAUUCCCAGUUGGUUAUGGGAUUUAUCCCCGAGAUUAGAUUAUCUAAACCUCUCUCAUAACCAGAUUAUCGGCUUGUUGCCUGAUCUAUCGUUAAGGUUUCAGAAGUAUCCCACAAUAGAUUUAAGUUAUAAUCUUCUUACAGGUCCAAUACCACCAGUUCCUCUAAAUGUAUCGUCUUUGAAUCUCUCUGGGAAUAAGUUCAGAGGCUCGCUUUCUUUCUUAUGUGCCAUUACUGUUGAGAAGCUCAUCUAUCUUGACCUCUCAAAUAACCGACUAUCGGGAAAGCUUCCAUAUUGUUUGUCCCGCUUCAAAGAAGUAUCCAUCCUCAGUUUGGCAAAUAACAAUUUUCAUGGGAAAAUUCCCAGCUCUAUUGGCUCGCUAAGUCAAAUCCAAACAUUGAACUUGCGGAACAACAACUUAUCCGGGGAAGUGCCUUCUUCUCUUAAGAGAUGCACGAUGCUGAGUAUUCUUGACUUAAGAGGAAACAGAUUCACAGGAAAAGUACCAACAUGGUUGGGAACACACCUGACAAGUUUGAUUGUCCUUAUUCUUCGAUCCAAUGAGUUUAAUGGAAGCAUACCUAGACAAAUAUGUCAUCUGAACCAUAUUCAAAUCGUGGACUUAUCCUUGAAUCGUCUAUCCAGAAAUAUACCACUGUGCUUUUCCAAUUUUACUGCUCUGGUGGAAAGUAAGAAUUCUCAUGCCUCCACAAUUUUCGAUUAUGGACCAUAUGUUGGUGAUGGAGGUUUCGUUGUGCAGUUUGGUGGUACAUAUGUAGCUAAUGCAUUCGUGCAAUGGAAAGGACAAGACCAGGAGUACGGGAAAAAUCUGGCACUACUGAAGAUCAUUGAUCUUUCUAGCAAUAGAUUAUCCGGAAAAAUUCCUGAACAAGUUUGGAGUCUUGUAGGGUUGCAUUCCCUGAACCUCUCGAGAAACACUUUGACAGGGAAAAUCGUCCAAGAUAUCGGGCAGAUGGAAAUGUUGGAAUCUCUUGACUUGUCUGCAAACAGACUUUCUGGUGAAAUUCCUAGAAGCCUUGCUCAUCUCGAUUUUUUAAGUGUUUUGGACCUGUCAAGUAACAAUUUGUCUGGUAAAAUCCCUUUAAGCACGCAACUACAAAGCUUUAAUGCUUCUUCAUAUUUUGGGAAUCCUAAACUUUGUGGGGUUCCACUUCCCAACAAGUGCCCAGGAGAAGAAAAAACAGCAGAAUCUCCCAAAGACAAAAACAUUCCAGAAGAUGAGGAUAGUUCCAUUACACAAGGAUUUUAUGUUAGCAUGGGGCUUGGUUUCUUCUUCGGAUUUUGGGGAGUUUUUGGUACUAUACUUUUCAAUAGUCGGUCUCGACAUGCAUUUUUCAUGUUCUUGAACCACAUAAUGGAUUGGAUCUAUGUGACCAUUGCAUUGAACCGGGCUAGACUACAAAGGAGGCUUUAGAUCUUAUCGGUCAUGUUGCAGAACAAGACUCUUUGGUCCUGAAAUUGCUAUGAUAAUGUUUGGUUGUGGACCUUUCCAAGGAGAUAUCUAAAUUGACUACAUUUUAUAGGACCUCUCUGGUUCUCCUGCUAUGUUGUUCAGCGAGCCCAUGCUCUAGUAGCAUAAGCCUUAGUUGAUUUUGUUGAUAGUCUUAGCAAGGGAUAGAAGAGUGGUCGCUACACGCACUACAUAUUAUUUUUCUUACCCUAUUAAUGUUUGCUUUUGUUGACGACUCCAGAAACCAUGCAUAGCCAUCUCUAAUUAUCCUUGCUUGGCAGUUCUGUAUAUUUAUUGGGGCAGUGUGUUUAUUCUCUGUUCUUUUUUUAUAUUUCUUUUUCGAAGCUAAAGAGUAGAAAGUGUUGAAAAAUGUAUGCAUUAUAAUUUGUUGGAAAAUUAUAUGUAUUACAAUUAAUUAUUUUGAUGAUUAAUUUAAUUAUAUUUUUAUUCGGCAAAUACAAAUUUAUCGAAAAGUCCUUUCGCGGACUAAAUAUUUCGUGACCUUGAAAAAUAGCAUAAAGUCUUUUGGAUUCAAUGAUUAAUAUUUACAAAGACUUAUUGAGCUCAAUACAUGCUUUAACGGAUUUAUUCAGAUGCAUUUUUGAGCUAUAGGUUGACGAACCGGCGACAGACCAGAGAAGUGUGUCAACCAGAGGGCACCGG
Messenger RNA from Rhododendron vialii, 2613 nucleotides. Its product is annotated as receptor-like protein EIX2. The transcript has 3 exons. NCBI's taxonomy places the organism in Eukaryota, Viridiplantae, Streptophyta, Magnoliopsida, Ericales, Ericaceae. The record is from RefSeq and is a predicted model, not a curated record. Bases 4 to 1914 code for a protein of 636 amino acids. Gene Ontology annotation, molecular function: protein binding.